Malurus melanocephalus (red-backed fairy wren) is the source of this 4662-nucleotide messenger RNA. RefSeq names its product 3'-5' RNA helicase YTHDC2-like. The record is from RefSeq and is a predicted model, not a curated record. The coding region runs from base 111 to 4391 and encodes 1426 amino acids. NCBI's taxonomy places the organism in Eukaryota, Metazoa, Chordata, Aves, Passeriformes, Maluridae. Gene Ontology annotation, molecular function: RNA binding; ATP binding. The transcript is spliced from 30 exons. Gene Ontology annotation, cellular component: intracellular anatomical structure.
ACGGCGCCGCGCCGGCCCGGCCCUGCAGCUUCCCUGGGGCUCUCCGCUAGCCCGGGGGCCGCUCCUGUGGUUCCCGGCUUGUGGCGGAGCCCCGGCGCUGUCGCGGAGCCAUGUCGCGGCCGAGGAACGUCCCCCCGCGACCGCCCGAUGGGGGCACAGGCGGCUCGGGCGCCCCCGCCGCGCCGGGCCGAGGCCGAGGCGGCAAAGGUCUGAGGGAUAUCCGUGUGGACGAGGAAGUGGAGAUCGCGGUGAAUCUGGCUCUGGAGCGGUUCCGCUACGGCGAGGACACGGAAAUGGAAUUUCCAUCUUCUUUCACUAGAACUGAAAGAAAGUUUGUUCACCGGCUCUGUCAGUCUCUUGGACUGAUAUCUAAAAGUAAAGGAAAAGGAGCUAAUCGAUACCUAACUGUAAGAAAAAAGAAUGGAUUGGAACUAACACAUGCAGUAAUGACUUGUGCCUUAACUCCUGGUACAAAACACAUUAUUCGUACUUUAAUUCGGAAUUUUCCCGUCACAAAUAAAGAACGAACAGAACUUCUGCCAAAGACAGAACGAGGAAAUGCCUCUGCCAUUGAAUCUGAAAACAAAGAAGUGAACAAGACAAGUGGACGACUUAGUGACGGUAUCCCUCAGGUUCCAGUGAAAAGAGGGGAAUCAGAGUUUGAUUCCUUCAGGGAAUCACUACCAGUUUUUGAAAAACAGGAAGAAAUUGUCAAAAUAAUAAAGGACAAUAAAGUUGUUUUGAUUGUAGGAGACACUGGAUCAGGAAAAACAACUCAAAUUCCUCAGUUUAUUCUUGAUGACUGUCACAAAAAUGGAACUCCCUGCCGUAUAUUUUGCACUCAGCCAAGACGCUUGGCAGCGCUUGCUGUGGCUGAAAGAGUGGCAGCAGAAAGAAGAGAAAAGAUUGGCCAGACAAUUGGUUAUCAGAUACGUUUAGAAAGCAGGGUUUCUCCAAAGACACUGGUGACCUUUUGCACUAAUGGCAUCCUGCUGCGCACGCUGAUGGCAGGAGACAGCACCCUAUCCUCCGUGACACAUGUUAUUGUGGAUGAAGUACAUGAGAGGGAUAGGUUCAGUGACUUCUUGCUGAUAAAACUGAGAGAUGUGUUGCAAAGCCAAGCUAAUUUAAAACUAAUUAUUUCCAGUGCUGCUCUAGAUGCAGAUCUCUUUAUUAGGUAUUUUGGAUGUUGCCCAGUAAUACACAUCCAAGGAAGACCUUUUGAAGUUAAAGAGAUGUUUUUGGAGGACAUUUUACGAAGUACUGGGUAUACAAACAAAGAGAUGGUAAAGUACAAAAAAGAGAAGCAGCAAGAAGAAAAACAGCAAAGCACCCUUACUGAGUGGUGUUGUGCUCAAGAAAAUAAUAGUAAGCUGGAACGAGAGAGACCAAGAUCUGUCCCAAGGGCAACUGAAGAGUGUAAUCUGUUGAGUGAUGGUAGUGACACAGUAUUUAAUCAACUGACUGAAAAAGAUGUGAAUUGCCUUGAACCAUGGUUAAUAAAAGAAAUGGAUUCUUGUCUUUCUGACAUCUGGUUGCAUAAAGAUACUGAUGCUUUUGCUCAGGUGUUUCAUCUCAUUUUAACUGAAAAUGUCAGUGUUGAUUACAGGCACAGUGAAACCAGUGCGACUGCACUAAUGAUUGCUUCAGGGAGAGGCUUUUUGAGUCAAGUCGAGCAGCUGAUCAGUAUGGGAGCAAGUAUCCACUGCAGAUCAUCUAAUGGCUGGAUGGCUGUGGACUGGGCUAAGCACUUUGGGCAGACUGAGGUUGUUGACCUGUUGGAAUCCUACAGUGCUUCAGCAGGAUUUGGAAAUCUGGAUGAGAGUUCCCUCGUCCGAGCAAGUGGUAGUGACCUCAGUGCAGAGGACAGAGAGCUGUUGACAGCUUAUCAUCACAGUUUUGAUGAUGAAAAAGUGGAUCUCGAUCUCAUUAUGCACUUACUUUAUAACAUCUGUCAUAACUCUGAGGCUGGAGCAAUUUUAAUAUUUCUUCCUGGAUAUGAUGAGAUAGUUAGCCUGAGGGACCGUAUUCUUUUUGAUGACAGGAGAUUUGCUGAUAAUGCUCACAGAUAUCAGGUUUUCAUGCUUCAUUCAAAUAUGCAGACUUUUGAUCAGAAGAAAGUGCUUAGAAGUCCUCCUCCUGGUGUGCGCAAAAUAAUUCUUUCUACAAAUAUUGCAGAAACCAGCAUAACUGUCAAUGAUGUUGUAUAUGUUAUUGACUCAGGCAAGGUGAAAGAGAAGUCUUUUGAUGCACUGAGUUGUGUUACAAUGUUAAAAAUGGUGUGGAUUUCAAAGGCCAGUGCUAUCCAGAGAAAAGGCAGGGCUGGGCGCUGUCAGCCUGGAGUCUGUUUUCGUCUCUUCAGCAGGCUCCGCUUUGAAAAUAUGUUGGAAUUUCAGACUCCRGAACUUUUAAGAAUGCCACUUCAGGAGCUUUGUUUACACACAAAACUUCUGGCUCCARUAAACUGUCCAAUUGUUGACUUUCUUAUGAAAGCUCCUGAUCCUCCACCAGCUUUAAUUGUGAAAAAUGCUCUGCAAAUACUCAAGACUAUAGAUGCCAUGGACCCUUGGGAAGACCUCACUGAACUUGGUUACCAUCUCACUGAACUGCCAGUGGAGCCGCACCUCGGUAAAAUGGUGUUGUGCGCCRUCGUUUUGAAGUGCCUGGAUCCUGUUCUUACCAUUGCUUGUGCUCUUGCCUACCGAGACCCUUUUGUGCUGCCCACGCUGGCCUCUCAAAAGYGUGCAGCCAUGCUGUGCAGGAAGCGUUUUACUGCGGGGACAUUCAGUGACCACAUGGUGCUUCUCAGGGCUUUUCAGGCGUGGCAGAAGGCGCGCAGUGAUGGCUGGGAGAGAGCCUUUUGUGAAAAGAACUUCCUGUCUCAAGCCACAAUGGAAAUCAUUGUAGGAAUGAGAACACAGUUGCUUGGCCAGCUUAGAGCCUCAGGUUUUGUUAGAGCCAGAGGAGGAGCUGAUAUUAGAGAUGCUAAUAUUAACUCUGAAAACUGGGCUGUAGUUAAAGCUGCCUUAGUGGCUGGGAUGUAUCCCAAUCUUGUGCAUGUGGACAGAGAGAAGCUUGUUGUAACUGGACCAAAGGAGAAGAAAGUGCGAUUUCAUCCUACCUCUGUUCUCAGUCAACCUCAGUAUAAAAAGAUUCCCCCAGUGAAUGGCCAAACUGCAGCUGUUCAGGCACUCCCUACAGACUGGCUUAUAUAUGACGAAAUGACGAGAGCUCACAGGAUAGCAAACAUCAGGUGCUGUUCUGUUGUAACACCCAUCACUGUGGCACUCUUCUGCGGACCAGCUAGGUUACCAAGUAAUGCUUUACAGGCAUGUCCAUCCUCACAAGGAGAUGGGGUAUCUAAUGGUAGCAGUGACAGUGAGAUGGAGGACAGAACAACUUCUAAUUUAUCUCUGCUGAAGCUAGAUGAGUGGCUCCACCUCAAACUGGACUCUGAAGCUGCUGGUUUGCUGUUGCAACUCAGACAAAAGUGGCAUAGCUUAUUUCUGCGUCGUAUGCGAUCUCCUUCUAAAUCUUGGUCUCAAGUUGAGGAAGGAAUUGUAAGGGCAGUUGUGGCUGUUUUAACUGCUGAAGAACAGUCUGCAGGUUUGCAGCAGCCUUCAGGAAUUGGUCAGAGACCAAGACCUGUGCCUUCUGAAGAUCUUCGUUUAGCAUCUACGUGGAGGUCAACUAACCCCAGAAGAGACACAGCAGAAACGGAAUUCUCAGACUUCUCUAAUGCUGAAAAAGGUCUGAUGAAGUCUACACAUUCUACACUUCACCAGCCAAGGAAGUACAAACGAAAAAACAUUUUGCACUCCAAACAAACCUCAGAUGACAGGUCAGAUCAAUCAUCGCUGAAAUCUGCAGACAGCAGUAGCUUUCCUAGCCCCUGUGCUAGUCCRUCUUCUCCAAUAUCUGGAAAGAGUUCCCARUUACCUUCACCAAGACAAAAUAUGCCAGUUCGGUACUUUAUAAUGAAAAGUAACAACUUGCAGAACAUCGCUAUUUCUCAGCAGAAGGGUAUAUGGUCCACUACACCAAGUAACGAACAAAAACUGAAUGGAGCCUUUUUGGAGAGCAGCAUGGUUUACUUAAUAUUUUCUGUUCAAGGAUCUGGACACUUCCAGGGUUUUGCUAGAAUGGGUUCUGCAAUAGGGUCUGAGAAAAGUCAGGACUGGGGAUCUUCUGGAUUUGGAGGUGUAUUUAAGGUGGAGUGGAUCCGAAAAGAAAGCAUUCCUUUUCAGUUUGCACACCAUUUGCUCAACCCUUGGAAUGACAAUAAGAAAGUACAAAUAAGCAGAGAUGGCCAGGAGCUGGAACCACAGGUUGGAGAGCAGUUGCUGCAGCUUUGGGACCAUAUUCCUUUGGAAGGGAAAAAACCCAACUGAUUAAGCAUGUCAGACAAUGUGAUAGAGCUGACAUUGUUGAAACAUCAGCUCUAACCAUUAGAACCAGCAGCAUGACUACAAUACAAAGAUGAGGAAGAAGGUGGUGCAACAAUCUAAUUACUGAAGCUGUUAGUCAUAAUGUGCAGCUAGCAGUGGUAAAAAAGAGGGAAUUAUGUUUGUUUCAGUGUUUCCUUGUUGUAACAAAUGUCAAUAAGGUUAUCCACAAACUUGUUUUUGACUGGAUUAUUUUUUCUACUGUAGUGUGCAGGUA